AUGACUGAUGUUCAGGUGUUUGAUCAGACAGAUUUGGAAAACUCAAUCACCAUUAAAGCCAACAAGCUACUUUUAAUUAAAGAUGUUGAGCAAGAUGAAAAAAGGUUAGAGAAAGCUAUUAAAAGUCUUAACGUGUCGGUGAAACACAUUAACCAACUAAACUCCAAACUAUCUCAUCCUCGUACAAAGAUCAGUGAAAAAAAGAAGAUCAAGGACGAAAUCCAGUGGCUUGAAGAGAACGAGCUUAGCGUUAAACAACAGGAUGUACAAGACAUCAAGUCAAGAAUAGAACUGAACAAGCGGGCACUUGAAGAAUCGAAAGGUGGGAAUGAGGAUCGAGACCGUGGUGGAGGAAGACUCCCAGACGAAAGUGAGCGAGAUUACUUGAUCAGAAUAGGUAAAAUUACAGCAUUUGGCAAUGAAAACGCGUUCCAACUGGUUGAUGCCACUGAAGAUAAAAGACAAAGUCACGUCUUUUUGCGAAAGCCAGGAUUCGAGCAGGAUGUUGAAAGAAUAGAAAAGGCUGCACCCGUAAGAGAUGAAGGUGUUAUUGAGGUAUCAGAGGAUGGAAUUGAGGCGUCGGAUGUUGAGAAAGUGGUAUCAGAGAGUGACAAUGAGGUAUCAGAUGAUGACUAUGUUUAUGAUGAUCUGCUUGCAGAAGAGGGGGAAAUUGCAGCUGAGGAAGAUGACGAGAAUGAAGAGAUAGAAGAAGAGAUAGUUGAAGAUGAAGAGAUCCGGAAUGCCGAUGAUGGUAAUGAACCAUACUACCGAAAAAGAUUGGCGAGUUGGGUUAAGAAAAGAUCGUCUUUUAGACAAGUGGACAAUGAUCAUGACAAAAAAGAAUGGUUUAAACCACACCCCUCAAUAUCAGACUCAAAACUUAAUGAUUCCUUUAGACUACCCGGUGAUAUAUAUCCGUCUUUGUUUGAUUAUCAGAAGACAUGUGUUCAGUGGCUUUGGGAAUUGUAUUCGCAAAAGACUGGAGGUAUAAUUGGAGACGAAAUGGGAUUAGGUAAAACAAUUCAGAUCAUAUCGUUUUUGGCUGGAUUACAUUAUUCGGGUCUUUUGCACAAACCUGUCUUGGUUGUUGUUCCCGCGACUGUAAUGAACCAAUGGGUAAAUGAGUUCCAUAGGUGGUGGCCACCACUUCGAUGCGUUAUACUACACAGCAUUGGAUCGGGAAUGGGUAAUGAUGCAAAAAUAAGUGAAGCCAAAAUGGAAGAAUAUUUAGAAACGUGGGAUCCGCAAACCUCUAAAAAAUCACUCAGGGGAAUAAAGUCCCAAAUUAAUGCUCAGAAAAUUGUGAAUACAGUUGUCGAAAAGGGGCAUGUGUUGAUAACUACGUAUGUUGGUCUUCGGAUCUACUCCAAGUAUAUUUUACCACAAGAAUGGGGGUAUUGUGUUUUAGACGAGGGCCACAAGAUUCGAAACCCGGACCUGGAUAUCUCACUAACUUGCAAACAAAUCAAGACGGUAAACAGAAUUAUUUUAUCAGGUACCCCAAUCCAAAAUAAUCUAACCGAGUUGUGGUCAUUGUUUGAUUUUGUUUUUCCCGGUAGGCUAGGCACAUUACCUGUGUUUCAGCAACAAUUUUCCAUACCUAUUAAUGUGGGAGGCUAUGCAAAUUCAAAUAAUCUUCAAGUUAAAACCGCUUACAAAUGUGCAGUCGUGUUGAGAGACUUAAUUUCACCCUAUUUGCUCAGACGAUUGAAAAAUGACGUAGCUAAAGAUUUGCCGAAAAAGAGUGAAAUGGUACUUUUUGUCAAGCUAACUAGAGUGCAACAAGAUUUGUACGAGAAAUUCCUUGAUAGUGAAGACUUGAAUUCCAUUCUCAGGGGGAAAAGAAAUGUGCUUAUGGGAGUUGACAUGUUGAGAAAAAUUUGCAACCAUCCGGAUUUGAUAUACAGAGAGGCGCUAAUGCACAAGGCAAGCUAUGGCGACCCAAAGAAGUCUGGUAAGAUGCAAGUUUUGAAAAAUCUCUUGCAGCUAUGGCAAAAUGAGGGCCACAAAACCUUGUUAUUCUGUCAAACCAGACAAAUGCUUGAUAUUUUGGAGAAGUUUGUUUCUAAUUUAUCCUUGCUCAAUAACGAAUCGAAACACUUUACCUACCUACGAAUGGAUGGUUCCACGGCAAUUUCCCAAAGACAAAAUUUGGUUGAUGAAUUCAACAACGACCCCAGCCUACAUGUGUUUUUGCUUACUACGAAAGUUGGCGGAUUGGGGGUUAAUUUAACUGGUGCUGAUAGAGUUAUUAUUUAUGAUCCGGAUUGGAACCCAUCAACAGACAUUCAGGCUAGAGAACGUGCAUGGAGGUUGGGACAGAAAAAGGAUAUUACUAUAUACAGACUAAUGACGACAGGUUCAAUUGAGGAGAAGAUCUAUCAUCGACAGAUUUUCAAAACCUUUUUGCAAAACAAAAUUUUGAAAGAUCCGAAACAAAGACGGUUUUUUAAAAAUAAUGAUUUGCACGACUUGUUCACAUUGGGAGAUCAAGACGAAAAGGGAACUGAAACUGGAGACAUGUUUCAAGCUCGAAGUGAGCAAAAAUACAGGGGCACAAAGUUGAGAAAAUCUGCAUCGUUGACAAGAAAAAGACAUGAAAAUGAUGACGAUUAUAGUCAAGUUGCAAAGAUAACCGGUGUUUCGAGAUUGGGUCAAUAUGAAGAAGGAGAAGAGCACAGACCCGAAAGCAGUAACGAUGAAAGCCGGAUUAUGGCGGGGAUAUUUGCCCAAAGUGGAGUCCAUAGUGCUCUAAAACAUGAUGAGAUUCUCAAUUAUAACGAUGAAGAGGCUAGGUUUGCCGAAAAGGAGGCCGAAAAGUACGUGAGCCAGGCAACUGAAGCACUUCGAAGGUCAAGGAAAUUGGCUAGGAAGAAGCCUGUGGGCACUCCCACUUGGACGGGAAAAUUCGGAAGUGCCGGUAAAUUGAAAGGUACGUUUGGAGCUAAAAAGAGAAAAGUUGGAGAUAGAGAUUCCUCCUCAAUUUUGGAUAAUUUAAGAAGGAGAGCCGAGGAAUAA
Molecule: messenger RNA, 3018 nt
Organism: Lodderomyces orthopsilosis Co 90-125
Lineage: Eukaryota; Fungi; Ascomycota; Pichiomycetes; Serinales; Debaryomycetaceae
Product: DNA-dependent ATPase
Exons: 1
Coding region: 1-3018 (1005 amino acids)
Biological process (GO): transcription-coupled nucleotide-excision repair
Cellular component (GO): nucleus
Molecular function (GO): ATP-dependent chromatin remodeler activity; ATP binding
Source: RefSeq, a predicted model, not a curated record